UUCACUCCCAGCAGCAACACACGUGAACGCGUCUGCCAAAACAGUCAACCGAUAAAAAAAUGGAUUUCACUGAGGUUCCCGUGACCUCUGAUGACAGCGGAAAGAAGAAGACGAAAAAGAAGGAUAAGAAAAGCAAGGCGAAGAGCGCGCGGGAGGAAAAGCCGGACGUAAGCGCGGUGGAGGUGAAGCAGGAGACCGAGGCACCAGCCACAGUCUUCCCCCCCACAUUUAACAUGUCUGAGAUCAAGAACAAGCAGAGGAGGCAUGUGAUGUUCAUGAAGCUGAAGCAGGAGAAACGCAAGGAAAAGAUGCAGAUGAGGAAAAAGAGGAGGAAAGAGAGAGAAGCGCUGGGAGACAAGGCUCCACCAAAAGAAGUUCCCAAGACCAUAGAAAACCAGAGAGUCUACGACGAGACGGUGGUGGACCCAGAAGAUGAGGAGGUCGCUUUCGAUGAGGCCACCGAUGAGUUUUCCGCUUAUUUUAACGGACUGACAAACCCCAAGGUUCUCAUCACUACGUCGGACAGACCUCGCGGGAGAACGGUGAAGUUCUGUCAGCAGCUGGCCACUGUGAUCCCCAACGCUUACGUCUACUACAGAAAAGGUUUGGCCCUGAAGAGGAUCGUCCCUCAGUGUGUCUCUCGGGACUUCACGUACCUCAUCGUGGUGAACGAGGACCGCAGAUCGCCCAAUGGUAUGGUUCUGUGUCACCUGCCUGACGGUCCGACCGCACACUUUAAAGUCAGCAGCGUUCGAUUACGCAAAGAGAUAAAGAGACGAGGCAAAGAUCCCACACAACACUACCCCGAGGUGAUUCUCAACCACUUCACCACGCGCCUGGGUCACAGCAUCGGCCGCCUGCUGGCGGCUCUUUUCCCACAAGAGCCGCAGUUUGUGGGUCGACAGGUCGCCACUUUCCACAACCAGAGAGACUUCAUCUUCUUCAGGUUCCACAGGUAUAUUUUCAAAAACGAGAAGAAAGUUGGCAUCCAGGAGCUGGGCCCCCGCUUCACUCUCAAGCUGCGCUCGCUACAGAAAGGGACGUUUGACUCCAAGUAUGGCGAGUACGAGUGGGUGCUUAAGCGCCACGAGAUGGAUGCCUGCCGACGCAAGUUCCAGCUCUGAUGAUGGAGCGUUCAAGUCUCCCCGCUUGCGGAUUUAAACAAAUGAACUCUUUAGUCUUCAUGGAUGUUGCUGAAUAUGACACGCCCAGGCACUGAAGACUGAACAACUCGUAACGCAAAGGUGUCAUUUAACUUGUUUAACGUGAUCAAGUGUGAAGGUUUCCUCACAUUAAAAACAGCCCAAGUUA
Molecule: messenger RNA, 1311 nt
Organism: Synchiropus splendidus (mandarinfish)
Lineage: Eukaryota; Metazoa; Chordata; Actinopteri; Syngnathiformes; Callionymidae
Gene: rpf1
Product: ribosome production factor 1 homolog
Exons: 9
Coding region: 60-1124 (354 amino acids)
Biological process (GO): maturation of LSU-rRNA; maturation of 5.8S rRNA
Cellular component (GO): nucleolus; preribosome, large subunit precursor
Molecular function (GO): rRNA primary transcript binding
Source: RefSeq, a predicted model, not a curated record